UGGACCCAGUACUCUUCCUCGAGUUCACACGGGGCAGGGCAGUGCUCGGCAGAGUUCACUCUCUCGGCCGAUAACUCGUCACGUGCAAACUAGGCAUAUAAUAUUAUAAUAAUAUACAGCUAGGUACCAAUAUCACGUACCAACUACCAAUACCGGUCAGAACUCGGUGAGUUCGAGGCUACUGGCUACGAGUUGUGUCGACCUUUGCGUUGGAUAUCGUCGGGCCGUCGUCGUCGUCGUCCGUUGCGAAAACGCGCGUUCGUCUAAAUGUUUGCUACACGAUAAUCGAGAACACGAAACAUACAAGCGCGUCACGCUCUUGUGCCAACCGAAUAACAAUAAUUAAUAUUAUACAUCAACGACAUCGCGGUGGCGUGGCGGACUUCAUAAUAUUAUUCUUCAGAGGCAAAUCUAUAAUAUUCCACCCACCCCGCAAACCCCGGUAAAGGCAUCGCUGCCGUCAUAAUAUUCUUAAUCGCCCGCGUUGUAGUCAACACUAAAGUACUACUAUUAUUAAUACUAAAUAAUUAACCACCCACCGACCGACCCUUCAGACAUAUUCAGAGGCGGCCGCCCCUCCAUAUUACUUCCUGCAGGGCCACGCCACUGCGACGAGAUGCGAUGGUCACCACCGUCGUCGAGACUAUCGGCGGCCGUCGUGCUAGCGGCGGCGUUGACGUGCACUACGGACGCCGCGAGGAUAUUGGCCGUGGAGACGAUGUCCGGCAUAAGUCACUGGAACUUCAUGAGCGGCGUGCUGCGGGCGCUCGUCGACAACGGUCACGCGGUCACCGCGUUUACGCCGUUUCCGUCGGCGGACGGCCACCGACCGCGGGACAACUACACUGAGGUGGACCUGUCCCGGGAACUAUUGGCCGCCCGGGACGGCCAGGUGGCGGACGUCAUGCGAAGGUGGCGCACGCCCGUCGGUAACGUGUUCCGAUGGGUGCGACACAGCCGGGACACGUGCGACAAGAUCUACGGCCACCCGGCGAUGAGGGACUCGCUGCGGUCGCACCGGGACGGCCGCCCGCCGUUCGACGUCGUCAUCGUCGAGCCGUUCCUGUCGGAUUGCGUGUCUUACGUGGCCGUCCAGCUGGGCGUGCCGCUCGUGUUGGCCACGGCGCUGCCGGCCGUCGGGUUGAUGGAACGCGCGCACACCGGCCACGCGGCCAACCCUGCGGCCGAGUCGCAUCUGGUGGCCGGUCACGGGAUUCCCAAGACGUUCGCGCAGAGGCUGAGCAACUCGGCGCUGUUCGCGUACAGUACCAUCGCGUUAGAAUACGUGGACAGGGUGCUCAAGUACACUGAGCCCAGGGAGUACGAUACGGUACCACCUGUCAUGCCGUCGCUGGUGUUCGUCAACGGCCAUUACGUCAGCGAACCGCCCAACCCCGUACUGCCGUCCGUCAUCCACGUCGGCGGAAUACACCUGAGACCGGCCAAGACAUUGCCAGAGGAUAUACUAGAGUUUAUUGAACAAUCCUCACAUGGUGUCAUUUAUUUCACCUUUGGUUCAACUGUUAAAAUGUCUUCAAUACCGGAACACAUAAAAAAUGCGUUUGUUAAUGUUUUAGCUCAAAUUCCUCAGAGAGUUUUAUGGAAAUAUGAAGAUGAAUUAGAGAAUAAACCGAAAAACGUAAUGAUGAAAAAGUGGCUUCCUCAACGAGACAUACUAACGCACCCUAAAGUUAAACUAUUCAUCAGUCAUGGUGGUAUAUCCGGAUUAUAUGAAGCUGUAGAUGCCGGUAUCCCAGUCCUUGGGUUUCCCUUAUUUGGUGAUCAACAUAGAAAUAUAGACAAUUUAGUCAAUGCUGGGAUGGCGAUCUCUAUGGACUUAUUUUCUGUGUCUGAAGAAACAUUCUUAAAACAUGUUUCAGAACUUAUCAACGACAAAAAGUACACGAUAAAUGCUAAAAAUACUUCGAACAUAUUCAAAGAUCGACCGAUGACACCAGCACAAUCGGUUGUUUACUGGACAGAGUAUGUUCUUCGUCACAAAGGUGCUCCACAUUUAAAAUCUCAUGCGGUUAAUCUGACGUGGUAUCAAUAUUACUUAUUGGAUAUUAUUUCUUUUGCAAUAAUUUUAAUUUCUGUAGUUCUUUUUGCAAUUUACAAAAUUGUAAAAUGUGUUUAUAAAUGCACUUCAAUGUGUUAUAACAAUGUGAAAGCAAAGAUCGAAUAGGCAAUAACCUAAUAAUACCUAAAUAAUAAAUGCUAUUUCAAAACUAUUGCAUACAAUUAUACAAAAUACAAUCAUAUAGUUCCUUUUUAAUUCCA
Molecule: messenger RNA, 2280 nt
Organism: Metopolophium dirhodum (rose-grain aphid)
Lineage: Eukaryota; Metazoa; Arthropoda; Insecta; Hemiptera; Aphididae
Product: UDP-glucosyltransferase 2-like
Exons: 4
Coding region: 617-2185 (522 amino acids)
Molecular function (GO): UDP-glycosyltransferase activity
Source: RefSeq, a predicted model, not a curated record